UACCUCUUGCUGAUGACGUUUUAUUUAGGGGACGAUAGCUAACUAGAAUCGAUAGCUGGCCAGCUACAAUGCGUCAAAAUGUAUAUAUUAAUGUUUUACGCACUGUAGCUUUGGGUUAAAGUUCCAAUCCCGCGUAGACUCAAAUAUUGUUUCAAUAAUUUGCAGUGAAAUGUUGGUGACGUUAACUAGUUGAAUUAAUCUGUUCAUUUCCAGAGAUAGCUUGCAGGAAAUGAUUAGCAAGCUAGCGAGCAAUUUUUGUUGCUAGCAAUAAUAAUGGGAACAACAAUGGGAAAGGGGAUGCCUAGUUAGUUGCACAACUGAAUGUAUUCAACCGAAAUGUGUAUUCUGCCUAAUAUGGUAGUACUAGUUAGUGAUCCAGCUUAGCUAGCUAUGUUGACAUUGUUUUUUGAGCUGCCAAGAUAGCUGUAGUUUUAGGUCACAGAGACAGCCAGGUAGAGCUGUGCCAAGAUGGAUGUCCAGUUGUCCAUCAGCUUCCUGAGGGACAGACUGGGCGGGGCCAUUGAGGAGGCAGUGCGUACAGCAGUGGAGUCUGUGCUGUGUGAGACUGUGCGUCUGUUAACCGGACUCCAAGGGGACCAGCAGCAGGGACUCUCCUCAGUGCCCCAGGGGGACCAGGACACCCUGGGACUGAAGCAGAGGUUAGAGGCUCCCAGCGGGGGUGACUGGAGGAUGCAGGCUGGGUCUUCAGGGGCAUUCUGUAACACAGGACCAAGGGGUAGUGGUGGUGGUGGGCGCGGCAACACUAAGAAUCCAAUGGGUCAGACCGCUUGCUCGACCACCCAAGCAUCACAAAGGACCACCGUGGAGCCCCAUCCCCUGGAGGUGGUGGAGGACUGUGCUGGACUGCCUGACCCGUUUGACCUUGUGUCGGCUGGGCCAGUGAUGGUGGACUUUGAGGAGGGUCAGGGCAUGGGGAUCCCAGAGGAGUGGGAGCUGAUGAACAGAGUGUACAAGACGGAGCACAAUGAAGACAUGGCCCUUAUUGAUGAGGACGGUACCACACACUUUGUAGAUGACCACAGGCUGCAUGAAGGAGACCUGAGGACAGUGGCUGUGCCCCUGGAGGGAGAGAUGGCUGCAAAGCCCCAAGACGCAUUGCACCCCUGCUUCAGCCCAGCCAACAUCAAAACAGAGCGACCUGAGAUAGAGAGAUGCUGCAUGGCUGAGGAGGCCCUUGCGCUGCCUCUGCCUCAUCAUGCCAAUAGUGGUGUGGAGGCUGGUGAGUUUGGGCUAGAGCCGGUGGAGGCUGGUCCACAGGACUUUGUAGGUCGCCUGCGCCUGUGGCUGGAGCAGCUGUGUCCUGAGGUGGUCCGGGAGUACGAGAGGGAGGGCUGUCUGUGUGAGCUGUCCCGCAGGAAGCUCAUCAAGUUCUCUGUGUCCUUCAUCGUGGAGGAGUUUGGAUUCUACCCUACCUCUGCUCAGAAGACCAUGUUGGCAGAGCUCAUAGUGGAGCUCUUCCCAGGACUCAGGCUCUGUGCACCCUCUGCUGGCAUCAAUGGCAUAGAACACUUGUACGACCCUUUGUCCCGUACGGGUUACAUUGAGACGCGCCUGCGAAACUCUCGACGCACCCUUGAAGACCACAAGAAGAAGUAUGUGCUGAAGAGGCGUCGGCCAGAGCCAGGCCUGGCGGACCCCCCUGGGCCUAGAUCGGGGCUUGGGCUCCUGGAGAGCCAGUCCAGCGAGGAGACCCAGAGGUGGGUGGAACUGAUGAAGAGAACCAGGCCCCUGACCAGGAACCUGCCUGCCAUCCACGGUGCUAUGGACCUCACAUUCAACGCACGCAGGAGGUGGAUCAGCAACACACGGCCUAGUAUGAGGGCUGUGUUGGCCGAGUACCCAUGUUUUCUUGACGUACCCGCCACGAUUGACCUGGAGUUUGAGAGGAUAUUCCCAGGUAAAGGCCACUCCUUCCUGGCCCAGUGGUCAUCGUUCGUGUUGCCAAGGGUGUACCAGAUUGCAGAGUGCGAGAAACACCCAGACAUCUCUGCACUUCUCCAACUGGCUGCCACACAGCAAGGAGACUCCUACACCCUGACUAUGCUGAAGGUCCUGAUCUAUGUACUACCACCAACAAACACCAGUAGAGCCUCCUUACCCUCCAGGAGCAGUGUCAGGCAGGCCAUUCGGUAUCUGGUGGACAUUGUACCGAUGGAUACCAAGGUGUCCUCCUUAUUCUGUGACCCUACCUCCUUGGAGGGCCCAGAGUCUGUCUCCCACGCUCAGCCCUACAUAGUUAGCGUGGGGCCCCUGGAGGCCCCUGGCCGGCAGCUUUGCAUCGUGUUCCCUGUUGAUAGGAUGGCAAUCCCCCUGCCUCAGGAGGGCCUGAGUAAUGCACUGGACAAGCUUUUCAAGCUUCUGCGUGUGUUUGAACUGGGGUACCCAGAUCAGCUAGCCUCCUUAUAUGGCUUCCUGGAGCACCUGUAUGGGCUGGAGAUGACCCCACAAGGUAACCAUGACUCCCCCAGUGGCAAGGGGUCAAAAGUGCUUGAACUUUUAUCACGGCUCCACAUGCCCUCCUGACAGAUGGCGUAGGUCUACACAUGAAUUGAACUCGCCCCACAGACUUACCUUCUGUUUUUUUGGGCCUAUUUUAUUCUAGCCAUCCUUUACAGAACACAUCCUUUACUAUGUUCUGGAUUUGCCCCAAAAUAAAAAGUAUGUCAGACUGAACUGAACAAUACUGAUGGAACACAAUGGUGCUCUGGAAAAAAUUAAGAAACCACUGCAAAUUUUUCUUAAAUCAGCAUCUCUACAUGUAUGACAGCCAUUCCA
Molecule: messenger RNA, 2796 nt
Organism: Coregonus clupeaformis (lake whitefish)
Lineage: Eukaryota; Metazoa; Chordata; Actinopteri; Salmoniformes; Salmonidae
Exons: 9
Coding region: 469-2544 (691 amino acids)
Source: RefSeq, a predicted model, not a curated record